UUCAGAGAUUAUAACAGACAGGAGUCCACCAUUCCUCCCAAAUUAAUUUUCCAGUCUUUUUUAAAAACAUUCUCUGUCCGGCAAGCUUGUGCCUGAGGGUCCCUCUCUUUCCCAAACGGUCCCCUUAUCGGGUUACAGAGAGAUUAACAGAUAAAAGCCGCUCCAGAACCAGAAGUUCCAGCCCCUGGCCUCUGUGUCCCUCUUCUCGCAUCUUCCCGGGGACCAAGUUCCGGGCUGACAAACCUAACCAGGUGGUUGGAGACUCCGGAUCCCGAUCCCCACCCUCUUCUCCCUCUUCCGCCCGCACCGCGGCUGCGGAAAGCGACGCGAAUCCUCCAGGUCCCAUCCGAGCCGCCGUAGCGCGAGCCCCGCUGGAGUUCUCAGCCCCGGUCGCCAAGGCAACGGCUCCGCUGCGGGCUGCGGGCGCCUGGCCGCCCCGGGGAGGCGCUGCGCGCCGGCGGUCCCACACGGCGAGGCGGCGAGACAGCAGAAUUUUCACACUGAUUAACCGAGAGUGGAACAUCUGAAGAGAUGCAAGCAAGAAAAAGAAAUUAAACCAGGCCCGAGGAGCGAUGCAACAAGCAUGAUGGAGGUCGAGUCCUCCUACUCGGACUUCAUCUCCUGUGACCGAACGGGCCGUCGGAAUGCCGUCCCUGACAUCCAGGGUGACUCAGAGGCUGUGAGCGUGCGGAAGCUGGCUGCAGACAUGGGCGAGCUGGCACUUGAGGGGGCAGAAGGUCAGGCAGAGGCCAGCACCGCAGACAAGGAGGCCGGCAAGCCACCUGAAAGCAGCGAUGGGACCGCUUCACCUUGAGUCCAGCCUCAUCCAUGGAGGCUGGAGAAAGCCUGCUGUCCCCUAUGGAAUGAACCCUGGCAUUGGCCCAACCUCUUCUCUGAGCCCAUGUCCCAGGCCAGACAGGCUAGCCUGUGAGGCCCCUCAGAGGCCUCCGCUGCCCCUAUUCUGGACAAGCCCUCUGCCCACACCCCUGGGCUCCAACCUGUCCCCCUCCUUCGCACUGAGCCCAGGCACAUCUGGAGACACUGUACCCAUGGGGUGUUAUUUAUUCAGCUGGCACUGGGCAUGGGCCAGAUCCUGCCUACCUGGGAACAGCCGACAUGGGCACACUUCUUUCAGGGGGGCCUGGACAGGGGACCAUAUCCUACCCAGCACCCCUCCUUUCCAACCCCAGCCUUCUCAGGCAAGACCUUCUUAUCCCUUUUUUAAAAAAUACUUUUAAACUUUUUAAAAACUUCAAACCUUUUUCAGGAGAGAGAAAGGGAGCCGACAAUCAUUGCACAUUUUCUGGAAGCCAUCUUAAGCUCAAUUGACAAUCUGUGUUGCUCUGGGCUUUCCCACACGGAGCUUCGCAGAUCCGGUKUUAGAGAAAUUUGGGCUCAAAACUAAAUGAGCAAUUCUGUGCCCUUUUUACCAAGAUAAGUGAAAAUUAGGCCCCAGGAAAUAAAUAAUGAUUUGUGUGACUUGUUU
Messenger RNA from Urocitellus parryii (Arctic ground squirrel), 1486 nucleotides. RefSeq names its product cAMP-dependent protein kinase inhibitor gamma (gene Pkig). The record is from RefSeq and is a predicted model, not a curated record. Gene Ontology annotation, biological process: negative regulation of protein kinase activity. NCBI's taxonomy places the organism in Eukaryota, Metazoa, Chordata, Mammalia, Rodentia, Sciuridae. Gene Ontology annotation, molecular function: cAMP-dependent protein kinase inhibitor activity.